AUGGACAACUAUUUAUAUACGUAUAAUUUGCCUUCUGGAGAGGGUUUUAAAAAGGUUGAAACAUAUCGCGACUUUAAAAGUAUUUUGCAUGAAAUGGCAAAAUCCAUUACCAAUCAAAUAUUUAAAAUUGGUUGGCAAAGUCUCGGUGAUUUAUUAUUUCAAAAAGUUAGUGCUUAUUUGGAAAAUUUAGAAUUAAAGCUUACGAUAAAACAAAAGAAGGAUGCCCCUCCAUUACAUAAUAUGAUUUAUCAUAUAAGGGAAAACUUCAAAUAUCUUUCGAUUGGGAAUGAUGAUUAUUGUUUAAAUCCAUUAGAGUACCAUGUUAAAGUCAAUUCAAGUAUUUUAACGGGUUUAGGUCGAAACUUAUCAAAAUCCUUGAAAUAUUUAAAUCUAAGUCUAACAACCAUUUAUCCGAAGGAUUAG
Funneliformis mosseae is the source of this 423-nucleotide messenger RNA. The record is from the annotation of a GenBank genome assembly. NCBI's taxonomy places the organism in Eukaryota, Fungi, Glomeromycota, Glomeromycetes, Glomerales, Glomeraceae.